AUGACAAAAGAACAAUUUUUCAGUACAGACAUCCAUCAGAAUGUCAGUCAUGCCGACACUGAAUCCGAUGGGCAACAGCAAAAGAGAACAUCGUGGUGCAUCGAGAGCAAUGAUGAUGAGCAGCGAUUACGACAAGAAUUGAUUCAAAGAGCCACUGCUCGUCUACGACGUCGUAUGCUUGAGCAAGGCCUGCAGGAUGUGAUGCGUCAAGUAGUCUCAUUACAAACUCAAUUAGAGACAUUGCGUGUGGAUGCUAUUACUACAAUUGACACUGUAUCCACCAUUUUUGACGAAUCAAAGGCAGCUGAGGGUACACAAAAGAUGAAUCGACAAAUGGAUAUUCUUGAAAAGAGACUCGAGUCGCAUAGAAUGGAUCUUGCUCAACUACAAGAACAACAGCAACAAAAUCCAGUAGUAGAUCAACCCUCAACGAUACUCACUUCUGAAGCCAUGGAGAAAUCUGAUUCCAAUUUGACAGCCAUGUCAAUGUCUAGACUUUCAUCCCUGUCUCUCAUGUCUUCUAUUUUUGGUAGAUCAUCAUCCUCUUCUGCUGUAACCAGUCGUGCAACCAGUGUAAGCGGCGGAGUCGAUCAACAUGAACAUUUCAAAAAGCAAAUCCAGGAACAACAACAACAAGACCCUUUUGAAUCACUGUCCACCCUGGAGGAUGACGACGAUAUCUCCCAAAUUGAAAGUAUUGGCAAUUCGGACUGGAAGUCAGCUUCAGCUUCUUCAGCAAGCGCAGAGGAUCAUCCUUUCUAUGAUUUAGCAGGCAAGCGAAGUUUCGGAGCUGGUAGUUUCUGUGGAAGUGUCUAUCAUGACAACCAACAAGAUCCCGUAACGGUGCCUGCCCCUUGCAACAAUUCAGCUGAAAUUCGGUCCAGACGUCGCCAGCGUCGUCAGCGCCAUAAGCAGCAAUUGGAGAAACUCCAGCAUCAGUUUGAAGACGAUGCAUCUGUCAUCUCGGAUGAUCUGUCGACUUUCUCAUCCAUUUCUGGUCUCUCCAUGGCUCAAAACAAUGAAAUCUAUCUUCGUCAUCCGUUAUCCCCUACCACACCGCCUCCCCAUUGCACUGGUAGCUUCUUUGAUCAAAUUCAGCAACAUCCCAUGAUGAACAGCAAGAAAGAUCCCAUGCAAGCUUGGUUGUCCAGCCAUGACGACACCGAUUUCAAUGACAUGACAUGGGAUAAUACCCUUUAUUCUGAGCGUAACGUACUAGACGAUGCCAUGAGCUUCUUGGACGGUCUCAGCGAAAAUGGCAGCGAUGGCGGAUUCAGACAAGAUGUGUACCUUUUGCUCGAGAAUCCUGAUCUAUGCUGUCGUCCGUUAUCGGAAAUAGAAACCAGGAUGAACGAGCUCCGUCGUCAAGAUACAAAGCAAGCUCCACCGGAUUUUAUGCUGAAAGACAUCUUGUGGUUGUUGAAACCUAGCGCUUGGUGCCAGCUUGCUAUGAAAUACUCGAGCAGUUUGAUCUACAACUUGACAUGUUCUAGCUUGCAAUGGUGUCGAUUCCUGAGUGUAUUGGCUGCAGCUGUUGUUAUUAGUAUCUUGAAGGGACCUGAAGACAUUCGUCGUUCAGUAUACUAA
This is a messenger RNA of Mucor velutinosus, 1587 nucleotides long. RefSeq lists its product as uncharacterized. The coding region runs from base 1 to 1587 and encodes 528 amino acids. The transcript has a single exon. Lineage: Eukaryota; Fungi; Mucoromycota; Mucoromycetes; Mucorales; Mucoraceae. The record is from RefSeq and is a predicted model, not a curated record.